CCCCACUCCAUGUCCAUACGCCAGCCAAAGCCCAAGCAGAUCCGGCUCCCGUUCGACGUGCCGCGUCCCAAGAAGGGCGCCGAGGCGCCAGCAAGAAUAUGCGGCAUAUGCCGGCGCAACGACAGCAGGUAUACCUGCCCACGGUGUAACGUGGCGUACUGCUCGCUCGCAUGUUUCCAGGACGAGGCGCACGCGCAGUGCUCGGAACCCUUCUACAAGGCGACUGUCAUGUCACAGAUCGCGCUCGACCCCGGCGCGGGCGCCAAGGAGAAGGCCGACACGCUGGCCAUGCUGCGGCGCUUCGAGGAGGCCGCAGUGGACGGGGAGGACGCCAUGGCGGCACUGGAAGCGGAGCAGGGGGACGAGGACGACCUCGUAGCCGCACUGGACGGCAUUGAUCUCGAAAACAUCGACUCGAACGAGCUCUUCCGCCUGCUGCCCCCGGCGCACAGGGACGCCUUCCUCGCCGCCAUGCGCGACCCCGAGUCGGCAGAGACGCGCGAGCUGCUCGCCGACGCUGCGGCCGGCGGGCUGGGCGAGGCGGAGCCCGUGCCCCCCGCGCUGCCGUGGUGGGAGGCGCGGCUGGACGGACCGCGCGCCGCGUCGCCACCCCCGCCUGUGGACGCGGCUGUCGUCGACGCGAUCCAGCCGCCGCCCGGCGUCGGCCCAAAGCUCGUGUACAACGUGCUCGCUGUAGUACUGGCAUACCUCCACACACUGCUCAGCCUCCGCCUCCCCUCCCUCGACGCAGCAUACUUGGCCCAGCAAGGCGUCGAGGCCGAAGAUGUUAAGGUUGAGAUUGGCGCCCUCGUGCCGUUCCUCACCGCUCCCAAGUCGACCACCCGCUUCGAAAGUGUCGAGCAGGCCUGGGGUAGUGUGUGGGACGCGAUGCAGGCGUCCGCGCCGCCACGAGCCCUCCUCCCCCGCCUGCUGGACAUGGCCGCCCCCCUCCUCCACCCGCCCAUCACGACUGACCCCCCGCGUGCCGCGUCGGUUCUCGACGAUCUUUACCGCCUGUUCGCGCGCCCCAAGGCUGCUGCACCAGCCAAGAAGGUCGCAUUCUACCUCGCUGCCAUGCGGCAGGUACCCCGCGCCGAGUGGCUAGCAGUCGAGCGCGAAGUGAAGAAGGAUGCGGACAAGUUGCGAGAGGAGAGUGCGGAUGAGGCAGCCGCCCAGCCAACGGUUGGCGCCAGCUUGAAGCUCGAGGACCCGCCCACCGGACCACUCCCACCAGCCAGCAUUACACUGUUGUAAACUAUUGCAU
Molecule: messenger RNA, 1264 nt
Organism: Vanrija pseudolonga
Lineage: Eukaryota; Fungi; Basidiomycota; Tremellomycetes; Trichosporonales; Trichosporonaceae
Gene: ZNHIT2
Product: Zinc finger HIT domain-containing protein 2
Exons: 5
Coding region: 10-1254 (414 amino acids)
Source: RefSeq, a predicted model, not a curated record